GUUUGACUUAGUUCCCUCUGCACGACUGAGGAUAAAACCUUGGCUGAUAGUGGACAUGGCCGAGUAUGGCUUCGCAGAAAUCGAGGUCAUAAACGCAGAUACCCCCUGGUGUGCUGAUUGUAGAAGAUUUUACCACUAUGCAGGAGACCAGGAUUGCCACCUGAACCCGAGAUACAAAAAUCAGAGAAAUCAGAAGAAACAGGGCCAAAAGGAGCAUCCUGGGCGAGAGAAAUCGAAGGGUAAGCACCAAGGGGGAGGGAAGGAGAAACAGAAAGAAGCAAGAGACAAGGGUAAGGGGGAGGCAUCGAGCUCUGGUGCAUCCCCAGAGAAAGGGGGAAAUGGGGAGGAACCGAAGAAGUCCAACAAGGACGACCCAAACCCUGCCCCUCAUGCGGGUAAAGGAAAGGAGAUUGUUGUGUGGAAGGAGAAAAGAUCCUUCCGAGAAGUGGUCAAAAACGGGAAACCCUCCGGAACAGAAGACUCGGGUCAAAAGGGACAGGGGGAUCAGGAAAAGGAAGUGGAGAUGAGAGAAGAUCUGCAACAGGUUGGGAACGAUAAUGAGGAGCUGGAGAAGACAGCAGGGGAGGAGGUUGCAGGAAAAGGAGAGGUGGAGAAGGAUAGGGACAAGGAGGAUAUCGAAAUGGGGGAAGGAGAAAGUGACGGGGAUGCAGACCCGCAGGAAAAAGAGAAAGUUGGGUUAUCCACGAUGGAAGAAAUCUUAGAAGAGAUACAUCAUGAUGAGGAGGAGAAAAGGAUGGAGGAUCGAGAGAUAAGGGAACGGGAUGAAGAGGAGGAAGGGGAAAGGGAAUCAGAACAAGGACUUCUCCUAGAAGAGGAAGAACUGUUGCAGAAUAACGAGAAGAAAACGAGCCCUUCGCCCCUGGGGGACGAAGAUUCGAUGGAACAGAUGGAAAAUCAGGGUGAUCUCGAUGGCGAAGGGGAAGGAAGUGAGGAAGGAUCUGUCAACUCCGAACAGGAGGAAGGAAAUGGGGAGGGUACCGAUGCGGAGGAGGAGGACGGUAUAUUGGGGAUAGUGGGAGAGGCCUUGCAAGGUUCUAGUGGCGGAUCCACUCUUCAGAGGGAGGCUUUGACGGAGAAUGGGCCCCCCGGGAGUCUCGAGGAUGGGUCAACACAAAAAGGCAAUGAUGGUUUUAGAAUUUACGAUAAUGCCUAUUUUGAGAAGGAUCAGUUGAGGGAAGGUAACGAUUUUGUUUUAUCUCUGUUAGUUGCCCCGGCACCGAGCAAAGCAACGAGACUUAACCGUAAGGCAACAAUUAAUAACGUACGGUCCGGAAGGACUCCGUCAAAAAAAGCAAAAAUGAAUGAUUCUAGAAGUGUGGAGACCGAUUGUGAAGAACUGACAGAGGCUACUCCGGAACCAGUUCUGAGAGAAGACUCCGUAAGUCGAAAGCGUUGCCAUGGAUUUAGAGUGAACCGCAAGGAAUUAUCCCAAGCGGGUCCUAUGAAAACGCUUUCCUUGGCGGACAGAUCGAAGGGGUCAGUGAAAAAAUUCUUAGUCCCCCUGAUCCUCUCGGAGGUACCGCCCAAUGGUACACUGGUUCUUACGAGGCUGACCGACAACGAAGUUUUGGAGAUACCUUCAAUACCGGUUAACUCAACGCCCUCUGACGAGGAGGUGGCAGAAUUAACCAAGCGUCAUGUUCUGCAUCACACGGGAUCGGUGGUACCCCUUCCCACCUUCAAACCUCAACGAUUUCUUUCGUUGAUGGAUAAAGGAGCACCGGUGGCCCUUUACUUUGCUGUUUUGGGACUAAAAUCGAUUACAGACUCAUUUGACAAGUGGUGUGACCUGCGGGUGCACUGGUUCCCCAUGCAGCAGCUGUUGAAUGACCAGACAGACCAGUCGGCGCCUCUGAGUUUGCCUGGAGGAAGGCAAGGGGCGGUGAUUGCAGAGUGGGCAAGGUAUGCCUGCCUACAGGACAAGCUAUCAGAUGAGAAUACUUCACGACUGCUGAAGCUUAUUCGAAACGGGAACCUUUAGCAGCCAGCUAGGACCCGCCCGCCAAUGCCACCUCAGACGGAAGACAGCCGGAUCCAAUUGAACGGCGGAUGCAGACCUGAUGGUCCGUCCGCCUAAGUUACGU
Messenger RNA from Chara braunii, 2105 nucleotides. Lineage: Eukaryota; Viridiplantae; Streptophyta; Charophyceae; Charales; Characeae. The record is from the annotation of a GenBank genome assembly.